Molecule: messenger RNA, 1870 nt
Organism: Polyodon spathula (Mississippi paddlefish)
Lineage: Eukaryota; Metazoa; Chordata; Actinopteri; Acipenseriformes; Polyodontidae
Gene: tmem126a
Product: transmembrane protein 126A
Exons: 5
Coding region: 156-785 (209 amino acids)
Biological process (GO): mitochondrial respiratory chain complex I assembly
Cellular component (GO): mitochondrion
Source: RefSeq, a predicted model, not a curated record
AGGGGGACGACGUUGGUCACGUGGUGUAACAUGGCUGCGCCCGUCAAGAUGUGAGUAGUGGAUGGACGCUUCUUUAUCUCCCCACUAAGAAAAGCAGCACGUUAACUGUCACACUAAGUAUUUUCCUUUUUAUUAAAAUAAAUCAGGAAUCAAAGAUGUCAGAAAAUAACACUUAUACAAAACAGCCGCUGGCAGUGGAUGUUUCCAGUGUCCCACCCAAAUCAGUGGUCAUUGAAGUACUUAUGAAGAAAUUUGAACGCCUUCCAGAAACCGAAAGGAAAUUCUUUGCUUAUGGGCCCAUCUACCUUGGAAUAAAUGGAGCUUUUUCAGGACUGAUAGCAAACAGUUUUUUCCGACGGAUACUAAAUGUAACUCAAGCCCGGUUCACCUCCAGCUUACCGAUGGCAGUUCUUCCGUUUUUGACGACUGUGGCAAUGUAUAAUGCUACUGUAUCAAAUCCUUUACUUGCAGGUGACCUUAACUGCCCUACAUGUGCAAUGGUGAGAGGUGGACUGGUUGGUGCUGUCAUCGGUGGCUUUUAUCCAGUCCUGCUAGCCUUACCUAUCAAUGCAGGCCUUGCAACAAGGUACAACACCACUCCAAUGCCAGAGAAGGGAAAUGUACUGCGUUUCUGGAGCACCAUCACACAGCCGGUUCUGCGGAAAAUGAGCUUUGUGUUUUUACUACAGGCUCUCUUUGCAGUGUACUUGAGCUCCCGGCAUUAUGGGAUCUACAUGAAAAUGCUUGAACUCCCUAUAUCUGACACAGAAGAGUUAAAGGACUAAUCAGUUGGAUAGCAGGCCCCAUAAUAAUUAAUCUAAACUCUGCAGUAAAUCUGUAAUCAGAAACAUGUCUGCUUACUAUAUUAAAUUAAAAAGCUAUUCUAAAUCUUUAACUGUGAAUGCUGAAAGAAAUGUGCAUUUUGUUUUUAUAUGCAUUUGUUUUGUUUUUUUCAGUUUACAUUCUCUACGAUGGAUGUAAAUGAAACCAUUAGAGAGAAAAUGCUAAAUUUUCUGACUGUUUUAAAUACUUACAUAGUAUUGAAUGCCAGAUAAUGUAAUAAGGUUAUUACUUUGUGUGAAUUGCAGUUUCCAAAGCAGGUUUUGGCAGGAUGUUCAAUCUUCUGCUUAAUUAAAACUACUUCAAAAACAUUUGUCAAUUAUGAUCUCUUAUACACCGUAAACACCUUAGACAUGUAGCCAGAAAUCCUGUGUGUACUUUGCCCUUACCUUUUUAUGAUGUUUGCAAUCACUCAGUGGUUCAGUUUUGAUCUAUUUUAAGAUUAUCAUUUUUGUCUUUUGUUACUGUCUGAGAUCUUGCCAAAUACCUCUUACCCAGCUGCAUCUGUCUUGUAUAACAGGUGUACUGUUUUUACUGCUACUUUAUAACCUGUACUAAGAAACAAUAAUAAGUACCUUUUAUAUGAAAAAAUAUGUGCCCCCAAUAAUAUUAUGCAAAAUAUGGGUUUUGUUUAUUCCAAGAUACUAUAUGGUGCACUGCAUAGUACUUGAGAACUAAUUGACUUGCACUGGUCUUUCAAAUACUGACAUCACUUUAUUUAUGGGGUCAACCUUUAAGACCAAUACAGAGGAAAGAUGAAAUUGGUCCCAUGAAAUGUUUACAUACAGCUAUGGCCAAUUGUUUUGCAUCACCCUAUAGAUUUAACUAAUUGUGCUUCAUAAAAUUGAAUGAAACAUGCUGAAUAAUGUUAUGUUAACAUAUUCAUAUUACUGAUUACAUACCCUUGACAAAAAAAACUAAUUGAAAAAUGUUGGCAUUUCAAAAUUUACCAUGAACUUUUGGAUAAAGGUGUCUGCCAAAUAAAUAAAUUAGUAAUUAUGUAUUCUGGUAGAUUUUGCUAUAUCAUUUU